UAUGUCGUGUAUUUGUGUGCUUCAUCUUCACAAACACAUUGAUAAUUAACUCCAAAGCAGGGCCAUUCUACCCCUUUGCCUACCUUGUUCCCCCUUCAGUCGAUAUCUCCGACGACGGGCCUGACCACCUGACCCCUUCGCCCAUCACCGAUAUCGUCCGAACCUCCUCCUGACCACGACGCCACGUGCAAUUGUUUGUACGACAUGAUAUAUUGAAGCUCAAAACUCCCCUUGCCGCGACCAUUGUAUCGCUGGUAUUGCAGCUUUCGUGUUCACUAUGGCAGACGUUGCUCAUCAUAAGUUGCGGGUGAUGGCGGUGGUUGCGGUGACAUUUAUGAGCCUUGCUUGCGGGUCCAAUUAUGCAUAUUCAGCAUGGGGACCGCAAUUUGCCGACCGUAUGAAGCUAUCAGCCACCUACAGCAACCUAAUUGGAACAUGCGGAAACAUGGGCAUGUAUGCCACCGGUAUACCAGUAGGCAUGUUUAUCGACACGAAAGGGCCACGACCGUCGAUGAUAUUCGGUUCUUUCUGCCUUGGGAUUGGGUAUUUUCCUAUACGAUAUGCAUACGAUCAUGGCGCCGGGUCUAUGAGCGUCUUCUUGUUAUGUCUGUUUUCUUUCUUGACGGGCUUGGGUAGCUGUGCAGCAUUUUCAGCGGCUAUUAAAACGGCGGCCAUCAAUUGGCCAUCUCAUCGAGGCACAGCGACGGCCAUGCCGCUGGCGGCUUUCGGAUUAAGCGCUCUUUUCUUUUCGACCUUAUCCUCGAUCGCGUUCCCCGACAACACGUCGUCCUUUCUGCUGCUCCUCUCCAUCGGGACGUUCGCGCUCGUCUUCAUUUCUCAAUUCUUUAUCUAUCUCCCCGCCCCAACGGCAACGUACGCCUCCCUCCCCACCGACGAUGACGGACUAUCCCGACGCCGCCGCGACUCGAAUCCCAUGCUCCGAACACGAUCCAUCCGCAGCAAAAGCAGCCGGGAUGACAUUCCAGGCGAAGGUGAGCUAGAUUUCGACAGGCAAUCAUAUGGUACCUAUCAAAGUGCAGCUGCCAAGACGUGCGCAGUCCAACAGCCGCAAUCCUCCCACGCCGUCGAAGAGGUGGACGAAGUUUCCUCCCUCAUGUCCAAAACUUCGUCGUCGGUUCCGGGCGAUAUCGAUGUAGAGCAAGAUAUGGGAAGUACUAACAGCAAUCACUCCUGUCAUGUAGAUGUCACCGGGUUGGCCUUGCUUUAUAAGUUUGAGUUCUGGCAGCUCUGGGUCAUGCUCGGUCUUUUGACCGGGGUUGGAUUGAUGACGAUUAACAACAUUGGCAAUGACGCUCAAGCACUCUGGACAUCUUGGGACGACUCCGUCACCAAAGAGUUCAUCAUGCGCCGCCAACUCAUGCACGUCUCCAUCAUCUCCGCCAUGUCGUUCGCCGGCCGCCUCCUCUCCGGCAUCGGCUCCGACUACCUCGUCAAGCACCUCCACAUGUCCCGCUUCUGGUGCCUCGUCGCCAGCUCCUGCGUCUUCACCCUCUCCCAAUUCGCCGCCAUCAAGAUCGAGAACCCCAACUUCCUCUGGGUCGUCUCCGGCUUCAGCGGCCUGGCGUACGGCGCCCUGUUUGGCGUGUUCCCUGCGCUGGUUACCGAUGCAUUUGGCGUCAAUGGGCUCAGCCUCAAUUGGGGGUAUAUGAUCCUGAGCAGUAUGGCCGGGGCGUAUCUGUUCAAUUUAUGCUACGGCCGGAUCUACGAUCAUCACUCGACGGUGUUGCCGAACGGGGAUCGGACGUGCUCGGAGGGUUUGAAAUGCUAUGCUGGCGCGUAUUGGAUCACGCUAGUGGGGAGUGCCAUGGGAAUCGUCAUUUCGCUGCUGAUGAUCCGCCAUCAAAAAGUCCUGCGGCGAAAGCGGGUUGAGGAGGAGCACCGGGUGGCUUGAUCAAGUGGUCGACUAGGAAAGACCGAUUAGCCAAGACAUGUGUUUGCUCUUGAGCUAUAGAUGGACCUUCAACAGUGCGGGUCAACAAGAAUAGACACCCAUUAUGCCAAUCUUUGGUGAUACGGUGAUACGGAGGUCAAGCUCCAGGUUCGCGGAACUUAGGUUUGCGGGACCUCCGCGACGCAGCUAUUACCUCCUGAGUUGAUGAAUAUUAUGAGUUUUAGAUGACCAUUACUAAAAAAUACUACCUAGACGUUCCAU
Messenger RNA from Eremomyces bilateralis CBS 781.70, 2173 nucleotides. Its product is annotated as MFS general substrate transporter. Bases 278 to 1912 code for a protein of 544 amino acids. Gene Ontology annotation, molecular function: transmembrane transporter activity. Gene Ontology annotation, cellular component: membrane. The transcript has 7 exons. NCBI's taxonomy places the organism in Eukaryota, Fungi, Ascomycota, Dothideomycetes, Eremomycetales, Eremomycetaceae. The record is from RefSeq and is a predicted model, not a curated record. Gene Ontology annotation, biological process: transmembrane transport.